Molecule: messenger RNA, 3218 nt
Organism: Salvelinus fontinalis (brook trout)
Lineage: Eukaryota; Metazoa; Chordata; Actinopteri; Salmoniformes; Salmonidae
Product: zinc finger protein 239-like
Exons: 2
Coding region: 241-1137 (298 amino acids)
Biological process (GO): regulation of transcription by RNA polymerase II
Molecular function (GO): RNA polymerase II cis-regulatory region sequence-specific DNA binding; DNA-binding transcription factor activity
Source: RefSeq, a predicted model, not a curated record
UUCUUCGACAACAACAGCUAGUCAGACACCUCGGUAGCUUUCUAGCAAACACAGCUACAACAUUCACGCUCUUUACACUGUUUUGGUGUAUAUUAGUCGCUGUGUAUUAAACACACUUCUGUUGUAUGUACUUGUUGGCCCAUUUAAUUAUAUAUUUACGUUGUUUGUCAGCUAGCUGGUUUGCUAAGUUAGCUUAGAACUAAGCUAGUCGCUAAUGCUAGCUAGCUAACAUUUCCGACCAUGAGUUCACUAAGCUACUCUCCUCCUGCUACAGAAGUGGAGGUCUGCUGGACGGAGAAAGAAGCUUUCGUCAAAGAGGAGAAGGAUGUUACAAUACAAAAACAAGUAGAGGGUGAGGCUGUUAAGGUGAAAGAAGAAGAGAAAGACGUUACAAUGAAAGAAGAGGAAGACGCGUUCAGAGUAAAAGAAGAGGAAGAGAAAGAGGAGGAUGCAGUUUUUGGAGUGAAAGAGGAGGAGGGGGAGAUGACUGUCACAUUGGAGGAAGAAGAGGAGGUUGGAGAUCCGUUUAACCCCAGAGAAAGACCAGACUCUCCCUCUGACAGCAGGAAGAGUCCUUCAGGGGAACCAGACCCAGAGAUGCCCAAACCAGCCAAAGGACAUCACUGCUCCCACUGCGGAAAGAGUUUUACUAAGUUACGAAACCUAAAAGAGCAUGAGAGGACACACACAGGAGAAAAGCCUUUCCAAUGUUCCCAGUGUGGAAGGAGUUUUAGUCAGUUAGGGUGCCUGAAAAUACAUAAGAGAAUACACUCUGGAGAGAAGCCUUACCGCUGCUCCCACUGUGGAAUUACUUUUACCUGGUUAGGAAGCCUGAAGUCACAUGAGAGAAUACACACAGGAGAAAAGUCCUACCAUUGUUCCCACUGUGGAAAGAGUUUUAGGUGGUUAGAAGGCCUGACAAAGCAUGAGAGGACGCACACAGGAGAAAAGCCCUACCAAUGCUCCCACUGUGGAAAGAGUUUUACUCAGUUGGGGAACCUGAAAUCACAUCAGAGGAUACAUACACAGAAGGAGAAGACCUACCACUGCUCUCAUUGUGAGAAGACAUUUUCCCAGUCAGAGGACCUGAAAUCACAUGAGAGAAUAGAGAGGCUGUGUUCUGACUUAUGUUUUUGACUGAGAAUUUGUGUUUUUGUUCAUGCCAAAUGAAAUCCUAUUGUUUAUAUGAAAUCAUUAAAAAAACACCUUUACUUUUGUUUUUUUUCUCUGUAGACCUGAUUAUGUCAGAUAAAAUAUUUUAAAAUAUGUAUUUUUUUUCUUCUUAUUAGCCUCGAUUGAUUGGAUGCAAAAUGUCAACCCUAUGAUGUUGUUCAUUAUAUUAUUUGCAAAAUGUAAAUUAUAUAAGUAAGUAGCCUUCUAGAACAGCUCAUAGAAACAGGAGCCUUGUCUUGUAUGAUCCAGAACGUCUGUCUGACAUUGUGAGAGUAAUAAGGAAAAUAUUUUUAGUUUUCAUUGUAUUUCCAUAUCUUGACAGGCUAUAUAUAAUUUGACCGCAUCAAUGCAUUUCUAACGAUUACAAUCUGUAUAAAGUCCAGUAAUUUGUUACAUUAGAGGCACGUGUGAAAGGUAAUCCAUUCUGUAAAUACUGUUAAAAGACUAAGAGAUAAUACAUUUUGAAAUGGAAGGAGAGAUGUCUGAUCUGCUCUGUUGGAACAUUUUGCCACACUGCCAUAGACGCCAUCACACAACAGGUUGAAGUCAAAGAGGGGUUUCUUUGACAUGAUGUCAUCAAUGGGUUCCCAAAUAUGAGCAGAAGAUGCUGCUGAAUGUGUGGCCAUGACUCACGACUCAUUCAGUUCUGCAGAACAGCAGUGUGUUGCCUAUACCCUUACAGGAGGAAGCUGUUGAGGGUGGAUGGCUUAUUGAGGAGUGUUGUCUACUCAUUCAACGUAUAUUUACCUUCUUGCUAAAGCAACUUGAGUUAUAAUAGUCCUCUCUCUGUGUUCUUACUGGCUAAUCUCUCUGUGUUCUUAUUGGUUAAUCUCUCUGUGUUCUUAUUGGUUAAUCUCUCUGUGUUCUUAUUGGUUAAUCUCUCUGUGUUCUUAUUGGUUCAUCUCUCUGUGUUUUUAUUGGUUAAUCUCUCUGUGUUCUUAUUGGUUAAUCUCUCUGUGUUCUUAUUGGUUAAUCUCUCUGUGUUCUUAUUGGUUCAUCUCUCUGUGUUCUUAAGCCACAACGGAGACAAAUUAAAGCUGUACUCAAGUUGUACUCAAACUUUGACACGAGCACCUCUAUUUCAGUCUCUGAAAAGUUUUAUUUUUUCAUCGCUUUUUUUGUUGUUGAUUGUGUCAUAUUUCAUGGUACGGUGUUGUAUAUUUCCCCCGUGGGCUUUAUCAAAGGGAUGAUUUUGACCAUAUAUGGUUAAUUAGGGGCAUUUCGAAAUGCAAAUAGCCAAGGUGGUGCAGUAGCACUGAAGCUCAGAACAAUUUGUAUUUUAUUAAUGGUUAUCUCCUACCAGUGUGCUGUGACACUCGUAGGGUUGUUUGACAAAUCACACCUUUUCUAUGCCUACAAACAUUCUAAAUUCCAUUCGAAAGUAGUAUUUGGAAUAUAUAUAUAUAUAUAAUAUAUAUAAUAGUUUCUACACAAUAUUGAUACAUGAGGCUCCAGGACUCUUCGCUGGCCACUCCAGAACAGAACACUCCAGAACAGAAGACUCCAGAACAGAACACUCCAGAACAGAACACUCCAGAUUUGAUUUGAGUUCAGGGUUGUUGUCCUGCUGGAAGACCUACAACCUUCAACAGAGACACAGACGUCAAUUCAAUGUCUAGCAACUGGAACGAGCUGCAGAAAACAGUAAAACUGGACAGUUUUAUUUCUUCAUUCAAAUACUCAAUCAUGGACACUCUUACUGACAGUUGAGGCUGCUUCGUGUGAUGUAUUGCUGUCUCUACCUUUGUGCUGUUGUCUCGGCCCAAUAAUGUUUGUACCAUGUUUUGUGCUGCUGCCAUGUUGUGCUGCUGCCAUGUUGUGUUGUCAUGUGUUGCUGCCUUGCUAUGUUGUUGUCUUAGGUCUCUUUAUGUAGUGUGGUGUCUCUCUUGUCGUGAUGUGUGUUUUAUCCUAUAUUUUUAUUCAUUUUUAAUCCUAGUCCCCGUCCCCGCAGGAGGGCUUUUGCCUUCUGGUGGGCCUUCAUUGUAAAUAAGAAUUUAUUCUUAACUGACUUGCCUAGUUAAAUAAAGGUUAAAAAACACACUCUA